Molecule: messenger RNA, 2261 nt
Organism: Cucurbita moschata (crookneck pumpkin)
Lineage: Eukaryota; Viridiplantae; Streptophyta; Magnoliopsida; Cucurbitales; Cucurbitaceae
Product: transmembrane 9 superfamily member 5-like
Exons: 7
Coding region: 245-2026 (593 amino acids)
Biological process (GO): protein localization to membrane
Cellular component (GO): membrane
Source: RefSeq, a predicted model, not a curated record
UCUACCAAACCAAUCACACAACACCUGUUCUUGCAAAUUCCCCAUCCAAAAUUCGACAGAAUUCUGAGUAUUUUAUAAUUAGGGGCGAGUGAUUCUGAAUUAGCAUUUGCUGCAAAAUCACUGCCAAGUCCAUGGAGUAGAAUCAUGAAGUCAAUGCCUAGUCGAGCAUUGUUCUGAGUCUCCAUCUUCCGCCAAUUCGCUUGCAAUCUUUCAAACUUGAUCGUCAGCUUCAUCUUCUUCAACAAUGUCUCGGUCUCUUCUUGAGAUCGUUAUCGUUUUGGUGCUUUUAGGCUCCCUUCGCUUCUCAUGUCGUCUUUCUACUGCUUCUCCUCUCAAUCACCGCUACAUUGUCGGAGAUCCAAUUCCGUUAUUCGUCAACAAGGUUGGACCUCUGAACAAUCCCAGCGAGACCUACCAAUACUAUGAAUUACCAUUCUGCAGUCCAGAUUCAGUAGUUCAAAAGAAAGCAACCUUAGGGGAGGUUUUAAAUGGUGAUCGGCUGACCGGCGCCUUGCAUGGGAUGAAAUUUAGGGAAGAUAAACCUUGGGAGACUCUGUGUGAAAAGAAGCUAAAAGGUGCUGAAGUUUCACUGUUUAGGGAAGCUGUCAGGAAUGACUUUUACUUCCAAAUGUAUUGUGAUAAUCUUCCUGUGUGGGGUUUUAUUGGCAAAAUUGAUGAACAGAGCUGGACCCUGAACAAGCAGGGGCCAAGAUAUUAUCUUUUCACACAUAUUCAAUUUGAUGCUUCCUUCAAUGGGAACGAAAUCGUGGAAGUUAAUGCCUUCAGCGAUCCAAAUCAUGUCAUUGAUAUAACAGAGGAUGUCGAACUCAAUGUUAAGUUCACUUAUUCUAUUUUUUGGAAUGAAACUUCUGCUCAGUAUGGAGAUAGGAUGAACAAGUAUUUGAGGGCUUCACUACUGCCUAUCAGUCAGAAAAUCCACUGGUUUUCAUUCCUUAAUUCAGUUGCUAUAAUCGUACUGUUGAUGGGAUUGCUUACUUUGCUUUUUAUGCGCCAUCUCAAGAAUGAUUUGAUGAAGUGUUCUGGUGGUGAUGAAGAGGAUGAAAGAGAGGUUGUUUGGAAAUAUCUUCAUGGAGAUGUAUUUAGAUGUCCUCCAAAUUUGCCCCUCUUUAGUGCUGUUUUGGGUGUCGGUACACAGCUGCUGACUAUGAUUUGCAGUUUAUUUCUUCUGGCGUUUCUAGGAAUCCUUUACCCAUACAAUCGUGGAUCAUUAAUCACCUCCAUUAUUGUGAUCUAUUGUCUUACAUCAGUAGUUACUGGAUAUACAUCUGCUUCUUUCCACUGCCAGUUUGUCGAGAUUGGAUGGGAGAAAAGUGUUAUUCUAUCAGCGGUUCUGUAUUUGGGGCCAUCAUGCUUCAUAAUUUCUAUCCUAAAUAUUGUUGCUAUAUCCAAUGGAACUACUGCAGCACUGCCUAUUGGCACCAUCAUAGUGAUUCUUAUCAUAUUUACUUUUAUCAGCCUCCCUUUGCUUGCAUUCGGAGGGAUAAUAGGACAUCGAUUUAGAUCCGAGUUUCAAGCGCCUUGCGCCACCAAGAGAAACCCGCGAGAGAUUCCUCCUUUGGCUUGGUUCAGAAAACUUCCUUGUCAAAUGUUCAUUAGUGGUCUGUUGUCAUUCAGCGCAGUUGUUCUUGAAUUACAUCACUUGUAUGCAAGCAUGUGGGGGUUCAAAAUUUUCACUCUUCCAAGCAUUUUGUUCAUCACAUUCAUCAUCCUUGUCGUACUCACUGCAAUCUUGAGCAUUGGUUUGACUUACAUUCAGCUGUCGGUUGAAGAUCAUCAAUGGUGGUGGAGAUCGGUGUUCUCCGGGGGCUCAACGGCCAUCUUUAUGUUUGGAUAUUGCAUAUACUUCUACGCCAGAUCGAAUAUGAACGGUUUCUUGCAGCUAUGCUUCUUCAUAGGGUAUAAUGCUUGUUUAUGUUACGCAUUCUUCCUGGUGCUGGGAGUCGUAAGUUUCCACGUUUCAUUGUUUUUCGUUCGUCGUAUUUACAACGCUGUCAAAAGCGAAUGAGUUCAUUUGAGUUUUGAUUUCUAUCAUCAUAUUGAGGGAAGAAGGAUCAUCCACUUGAAGAGAUUCAUAGAAAGAAGGAAAGAAAAGAGGCGUUAGUUAUUGGAUAAUCGUCAUUUCUUGAGUUGUAGAAGAUGAAAAAUCUGUUGGACUAAGAAUCUAUGUUGAAUUGCUCUUUAUUUGGAACUAUAAUGUUCGUUCUUAAGAUUUUGGACAUUCUUUCGAAUGGUAAUUAUUU